Molecule: messenger RNA, 3044 nt
Organism: Punica granatum (pomegranate)
Lineage: Eukaryota; Viridiplantae; Streptophyta; Magnoliopsida; Myrtales; Lythraceae
Source: RefSeq, a predicted model, not a curated record
UUCUCUGCAAAAUUCCCAACCUUUCAAUCUCAUCCCUCUCCCCUGUCAUGUCUUGCAUCCUAAAUUUACAUCCUCUGCAUCCACAGCAGUAGAAUCACCUUACUUUUCCUCUUCCGUCUCCUCUUCCUCCUCCUCCUGCACUUCUUCUUCCUUCUUUUCUUCUACUUCUUUCUCUGCUGUGAUGGAUUCGUUGAUGAUUGUUUUGUAAUGUGGUUCCUUUCGUAGGUUGAUAGCAUGUUCUGUAUGUGUGAUUGAUCUUAAGAUGGCGAAGGGCAAGCUCAUACUAAUCUGUCAAACGGGUGGUGAAUUCACGACUAAUGAUGACGGUUCAAUGUUGUACAAUGGAGGCGAGGCACAUGCUGCUGAGAUUAACGGUGACACGAAGUUCGAUGAUCUCAAGCUAAAACUAGCUGAGAUGUGUGAUUUGGAAUAUAAAUCUCUAGCAGUCAAAUACUUUCUUCCUCAGAACAAGCGAAUCCUCAUCUCUAUGGUUAGUGACCGAGAUCUCAAGCGGAUGUAUGAUUUCCAUGGGGGUUCAGUCACUGCAGAAAUUUAUGUCUCUGGGCAAAAAGGCUUCGAUCCUCAAAGUGUUCCCAAUGGCGCAGGGAACAGUGCGAUCAAACUCGCUGAAACGGUGGCUGCUGGCAGAGCAGAAAAUGCCGCCUCCGAUGUCCCUUCCACUUUAGCUGCCCCGGUGGCCCCUCGUCGCCGAGCAAAAGCUGGGGAUUCUACUGUCUCUGGCGCUCCCAAUAACCGCAGUCGUUCUCGUAGUGCUGCUGCAAAGCGCAAGACCUCGAAAAAAUCCACUGCCCAUGCUGAUACAGAAGAUCCUCACCCUCCUAACAGUCCUGUGACUGCUCUGCCUGAACCAGUUGAAGUUGACCUUAGUGCCACACCUGCUGACACUGUCAAGAAGCGGAGACGAACAGCUUCAUGGAGGACUGGUGCUAAUGGCAGUUUAACAAUUGGAUCUAUCCUUGAUGAUGGUACAGAAGCAAGAGAGAGCACACCUCAAGUAAAGAGGUAUACACGAAAGCUCUAUGACUCUGAAGAUGAAGAUGGAGAUGGAAGAAACAUUAUACCAAUUGAAGAUGUCCCUGGUUCUGAAAUGGUGGCAGCAUGGAAGGAUGCGAUCACUGGGGUGGGUCAGGAAUUCAAGAGUGUGAGCGAGUUCCGUGAGGCUCUCCAAAAAUAUGCAAUCGCCAACCGAUUUGGGUACCGCCUGAAGAAGAAUGACACGAACCGUGCAAGUGGGACGUGUGCAAUAGAUGGGUGCUCGUGGAAGAUCCAUGCAUCGUGGGUCCAGGCCACUGAGACAUUCACAAUAAAGAAGAUGGAGGAGUCACACACUUGUGGGGGUGCAUCGUGGAAGGCUGCCCACCCUGCAAAGAAUUGGCUCGUGGGGAUCAUAAAAGAGAGGUUGCAAGAUAGCCCUAAUCAUAAGCCAAAGGAGAUUGCUCGGGCAAUUUUCCGGGACUUUGGGCUUAAGUUGAAUUAUAGCCAGGUGUGGCGUGGAAUCGAGGAUGCUAGGGAGCAACUCCAGGGCUCGUACAAGGAUGCUUAUAGUCAACUUCCAUGGUUUUGUGAGAGAGUGGUGGAGGCGAAUCCUGGUAGCAUCACUGAGGUUGUGUCCAGUGAUGAAGAAAGGUUUCAGCGGUUAUUCGUCUGUUUCCAUGCCUUGGUGCAGGGUUUUCAGAAUGCCUGUCGGCCCCUUCUUUUCCUUGGUGCCACAUAUUUGAAGUCAAAGUAUCACGAGAUUCUUUUGACAGCCAGCUCAUUGGAUGGGGAUGAUGCUGUUUUCCCUCUGGCAUUCGCUGUUGUGGACACGGAAAAUGAUGAUAACUGGCGCUGGUUUUUGGAGAAGUUGAAGUCGGCUGUUGGUCCCUCGAGGCCUUUAACUUUUGUUGCUGACAUGGAGAAGGGUAUGGAGAAACCGGCACUCGAGUUAUUUGAGAACUCCCACUUUGGAUAUUCGAUCUUCCACCUCCUCGAGAGCCUCAAGAAGAACAUGCGGGGCCCUUUCCAUGGGGAUGGGCGGGCUGCCCUGCCUGGCCAGUUGUUGGCUGCUGCCCAUGCUCUCAGGCUAGAUCGUUUCACCUCCUAUACUGAGCAAAUGAAACGGGUCUCCUUAAAGACUUACGACUGGGUAAUGCAGACAGGCCCUGAGCACUGGGCGACUGCCCUGUUCAAGGGUGAGCGGUUUAAUUACAUCACAUCCGAUGUCUGCGAGAUUUAUGCUAAUUGGGUGGAAGAGAUAAGGGAGCUGCCCAUCCUGCUGAAGGUAAGUGCAAUAAGUUCAAAGCUCAUCGAGUUAGUGAAUUCCCGUCGAGCAAUCUCAGCUGAGUGGUCCACGAGGCUAACCCCUUCUUAUGAGGAGAAGCUGCGGGAAGAAUCUUCCCGAGCACUUGGGCUUAGAGUAUUGUUCUCAACUGAUACUCUAUUUGAGGUCCAUGAUGAUUCAACCCAGACCCAUGUGGUUGAUCUAGGCAAGUCUGAGUGCACUUGUUUGUCAUGGAAAGUAACAGGCCUUCCCUGCCGCCAUGUUAUUGCCGUCUUCAACAGCACAGGCCGUAGUUUCUAUGACUAUUGUCCCCUAUACUUCACUGUGGAUUCUUACCGGGCUGCCUAUGCUGGUUUAAUAAAUCCCGUCCCAGUCAACGAGAGGAAUCUGAUUGAUGAAAAGGAUGAUUCAGACGCCAAAAACAUACUCCCUCCUAACACCCCAAGACCACCAAGCUCGCAGAACAAGAGGGUGAGCAGAUCGGACGGGAAGGUGAAGAAGAGGGAGAUGACUUGCAGUAGGUGCCAUGGCGUUGGGCAUAACAAGGCAACUUGCAAAGAACCCUUGUGAUCUAUGUUUCCGUCAUAGGUUUACAUUGUAUCAAGCUUUGACUUCCGUUUCGAUGUAACUAAGUACGUUAAUGGUAGUGUCUGGGAUCUGUACGUAGACAGCUUUCUGAGCUUGAAUGAGUGAAACUCUUUAGGUUCUCAAGAUGCAAUUCCCUGUAUAGUUGUCUUUGCAUAAACAAAGUUUUGAACUCAUA